Molecule: messenger RNA, 1302 nt
Organism: Pectinophora gossypiella (pink bollworm)
Lineage: Eukaryota; Metazoa; Arthropoda; Insecta; Lepidoptera; Gelechiidae
Gene: mRpS9
Product: 28S ribosomal protein S9, mitochondrial
Exons: 1
Coding region: 44-1252 (402 amino acids)
Biological process (GO): translation
Cellular component (GO): mitochondrial small ribosomal subunit; ribosome
Molecular function (GO): structural constituent of ribosome; RNA binding
Source: RefSeq, a predicted model, not a curated record
UGAUGAAAUGUAAUUAACGUUAGUAUAGUUAAUAACAGUCAUAAUGUCGCACAUUAUCAAUUUCGGUAUCAGGUAUUUAUUGCCUCUUACCGGAAAGUCGUACAUUUCUGUGAAAAGUAGACUUGUGUACAAUGUAUGCCGAUUCGGCAGCACUGCCUCGGGCACCACAGGCGCAGAUAUUCUAAAUAACCUGACUGACUGGGAAACACUUAGCAAAAAGAAAAAGAUCAGUAAAGCUAUGAAAGCUUAUUUGGAACGAGCACAAGAGCACGAUAAAUUUAUGAAAAGGCAACAAUUUGAGUAUAACAUUGGGAAGAGACAUCUUGCCAAUAUGAUGGGAGAAGAUCCGGAUACGUUUACUCAGAAAGACGUAGAUCGCGCUAUUGAGUAUCUGUUUCCAAGUGGGAUCUAUGAUCCUGCUGCUCGGCCACUUAUGAAGCCCCCAGAAGAAGUAUUCCCUGCUAGAAAGGCUGCUGAAUUUGAUGAAGCUGGCAGACCACACCAUUUUCUAUUCUACACUGGCAAACCAAACUUUUUCAAACUCAUGUAUGAUGCAGUGGAGAAUAUACAACAACUGCACAAUUUUGAAAAUAGAGUUAUCAAGAAAAAGGCAAGCCCUGACCCAAAUGGAUCUUUGAACUUAGGAAAUAGCAAUUGGCUGUCAAAAGAGCAACUUGAACAAUCCUUAGUAGAAAAACUGACAGAUUUGGAAUAUGAUAACUUCAAGGUAGUGAUGGAGAGGCUGGUAUCAUUGCCAUAUUCAUAUAGAAGCAAAGAAUUCAUUGAAAAAUAUAGAAAGCCGCUUGCAUCUCAAAAAUUUGCAUUAGAGAUUCCAAAACCUGGUUACGAUGAUGAAGGUAGAGCAUUUGUUACUACAUAUGAAUGUUUGAGAAAGAAGGCCAGAGGUGAUGUCACAAUCCGAUCACCUGGAACAGGGAAAAUAACAAUAAAUGGGAAAGACAUAACAUAUUUUGAGGACAUACAAUCAAGAGAACAAGUUCUAUUUCCACUGAUCUUUACUGGACUGCAAAAUCAAGUGGAUGUGGAAUGCAAUAUUGAAGGAGGUGGGCCUUCAGGACAGUCAGGAGCCAUCAGGUGGGGUAUAGCUUGGGGAUUGCGUAGUUUUGUUGAGAAGGACAUGCUAGAAAAGAUGCAGGUAGCAGGACUGUUGACUCGUGACCACAGACGCCGUGAACGUAAGAAGCCUGGCCAACCAGGAGCCAGGAAGAAGCCAACAUGGAAGAGAAGAUAAUUUAUGUAGUCUGUAGUACAGUUAGUGUUGAAAAUAAACAAUAAAAUUAA